Messenger RNA from Hibiscus syriacus, 2391 nucleotides. RefSeq names its product serine/threonine protein phosphatase 2A 57 kDa regulatory subunit B' theta isoform-like. The record is from RefSeq and is a predicted model, not a curated record. Gene Ontology annotation, cellular component: protein phosphatase type 2A complex. The transcript has 4 exons. Bases 530 to 2104 code for a protein of 524 amino acids. Lineage: Eukaryota; Viridiplantae; Streptophyta; Magnoliopsida; Malvales; Malvaceae. Gene Ontology annotation, biological process: signal transduction. Gene Ontology annotation, molecular function: protein phosphatase regulator activity.
AUUUAGUCAAUUGGUUUCCAUCUUCAUCUGGAGAAAAUCAAGAGUGUGAACUCUGAGAUUGAAAAAUGAAAAUUUCCUGAGAAAGUUUACAAAAGAUCAAAUCUUUAUCAAGAAAAAAGAAGAAGAGAAAGAGUUGUGUUUAAUUCGAACAUUCAUUUGCCUGUAAAGUUGCUUUUAUUGGAAAAUUUGUGGUUUGGAUUCAAGAUCAAACACAGAUCUUGUAACCUUUGGAUCUAUCUUAAUGCUUUUGUUAAUCUUUGGAAGCUGAGGAAAAGUUAGAGCCAAAGGGGAAAACAGAUGUUUUCGACGUUAUAAGUGUGGUUGAUGUUGUUGUUGAAAGGGAACAAUAAAGUUUCUCUGUUGGAAUUGAGUCAUAUAACUCUUCUGAAUGAAGAUGGAGUUCUAUAUUUAUGGGUGGAUUGACUGGUUUUCUUCUUCGAGUUCGAUGAUGUUGUGUUUGCUUUGAAGGGUUUUCUAUUCUUAUCGAGUUUUUAAGUGCAUGAGAAGCGAUUCUCUUGUGUGAGCUACGAUGAUCAAACAGAUACUUAAUAGGCUCCCACGGAAACUAUCUAGGUCCAGUGACAAUCGUGAGGGAGGAGGAAGCUCUACAUCAUCAUCAAAUGCUUCUACCAGUUCAAGAAGCAGUGAUCUAGCUAGUAACCAUUAUGCAAACUCGAGUGGCUUGACCUUUUCUGGCUUUAAUUCGACUCCAUAUUCGGGGUUGAAUCAAGGGAACAAGUUUUCUCAAGCGGUGAAUGCAAAGCUGAACGGGAACAUGGUUGCUUCUUUCGAGGCAUUGCCUAGUUUUAGGGAUGUUCCGAAUUCUGAGAAGCAAAACUUGUUUAUCCGAAAGCUGAACUUGUGUUGCAUUGUGUUUGACUUCACUGACCUGACAAAAAACCUCAAAGAGAAGGAUCUUAAGCGGCAAACGUUGCUAGAGCUCGUGGAUUAUGUUUCAUCCACUAACGGGAAAUUCCAGGAGAUUGUUAUGCAAGAAAUUGUGAAGAUGGUAUCGGCGAAUUUAUUUAGAGCACUAACAUAUCCGCCCCGUGAGAACAGGGUUUUAGAAGCGUUUGAUUUGGAAGAGGAAGAACCUUCAAUGGACCCUGCUUGGCCUCAUUUGCAAGUUGUUUAUGAAUUUCUCUUGAGAUUUGUGGCAUCACCCGAGACAGAUGCAAAAUUGGUCAAGCGGUAUAUCGAUCACUCUUUUGUUCUAAGGCUGUUAGAUCUCUUCGAUUCAGAGGACCCCAGAGAAAGGGAGUAUCUGAAAACCGUUUUGCAUCGUAUCUAUGGAAAAUUUAUGGUCCAUCGUCCAUUCAUCAGGAAGGCAAUCAAUAACAUCUUCUUCCACUUUAUUUUUGAAAUCGAAAAGCAUAAUGGAAUUGCGGAGCUUCUAGAAAUACUGGGAAGUAUAAUCAAUGGGUUUGCUUUGCCAUUGAAGGAAGAACAUAAGCUCUUUCUCGUGCGUGCAUUGAUACCGCUUCAUAAACCGAAGUGUAUACCCAUGUACCACCAGCAGUUAUCUUACUGCAUAACUCAAUUCGUGGAGAAAGAUUGCAAGCUUGCUGAUACUGUUAUUCGGGGGCUGUUAAAGUAUUGGCCGAUCACGAACAGCUCGAAAGAAGUCGUGUUCUUGGGUGAACUGGAGGAAGUUUUGGAGGCCACACAACCUGCUGAGUUUCAACGCAGCAUGGUACCCUUGUUCCGUCAGAUUGGCCGUUGCUUGAGUAGUUCCCAUUUUCAGGUGGCAGAGAGGGCUCUGUUCUUAUGGAACAAUGAUCACAUCGAGAACCUAAUAAAACAGAAUCGGAAAGUCAUACUGCCGAUUAUCUUCCCUUCUUUGGAGAAGAACGCCAGAAACCAUUGGAAUCAGGCAGUGCAGAGCUUGACUCUAAACGUCCAGAAGAUUUUCUCGGACACUGAUCCCGAGCUCUUUGAGGAAUGCUUGCAUAAGUUUGAGGAAGACGAAGCACGAGAAAAUGAGGUCAAAUCAAAACGCGAAGCAACAUGGAAACGGCUAGAAGGGAUUGCUGCAAUGAAAGCUGCGAGUAAUGAACCUGUGCUCAUCUCCCCGAAAACAACCAACCGCAAGCUGUCCGGUUAGUAAAACGAGUUUGGCCACUUUAGUAGCAGAUGUUCAAUGUCGAGCUUGGUGGUUUGCAGACCAUAUCAGUUGGUGGAGAUUUUUGCUGUUCCGAACUGUUUCGUGUUCACCCGGGGGAUAUAUGGCUUGCUAGAUUUUGAUGUCACAUGGGGAUUCAUCAAAGAUUGAUGCUAUGUGGGGUAAAUGCAAGGCCCUCUUGCUCAUAAAAUGCAUAUAAUAUGUAAUGGAUUGGGGGACGAAGGAGCAAAAUGAGUUUGAUUUGGCUUGUAAAGUUGACUUCUUUUUCA